Aspergillus japonicus CBS 114.51 is the source of this 457-nucleotide messenger RNA. RefSeq names its product cytochrome c oxidase subunit 7. The transcript is spliced from 5 exons. Gene Ontology annotation, biological process: mitochondrial electron transport, cytochrome c to oxygen. Bases 49 to 279 code for a protein of 76 amino acids. Lineage: Eukaryota; Fungi; Ascomycota; Eurotiomycetes; Eurotiales; Aspergillaceae. The record is from RefSeq and is a predicted model, not a curated record.
UCAUUCUCUAGAAAAUCUCGUUAUUGUCGCAUUCGCAUAACCGCCAAAAUGUUCCGCACCGCUCCUCGCAUGGCUGGAUUCGUGUUCCGUGAGAACCGUGUCCCCUAUUACCAGCGUCUCUUCCAGAAGCACGACGGCAAGCGUCAGUGGUACAAGACCGAGCGCAGCAACUACAUUAUGUACCCUUACCUCAUCUCCGUCUAUGGUCUCGGCAUUGCUACCACCUAUGCCAUGGGCCGCAUGGUCUUCGGCCACAAGACCUGGUUCGGUAAGGAGUAAACGCCUAAUACUUUGCCAUGCCAAGUAUGAUCCCGCAGCGUCUCGCGAUUGACAUUCCCUGACUCCAAUUGGCGGUAUGUCUGGGUUUCUGUAACGGUUCAUCUGAGAGGAAGACUGGGAUUAUCGACGUUGUACAUAAAUUAAGCUAGGGCGUCAAUGUGUGAAAUCUUUCCUCGAC